Didymodactylos carnosus is the source of this 369-nucleotide messenger RNA. The record is from the annotation of a GenBank genome assembly. NCBI's taxonomy places the organism in Eukaryota, Metazoa, Rotifera, Eurotatoria, Philodinida, Philodinidae.
AUGAAACUGAUAAUCGUUUGUUCAUUGUUUAUAAUAUUAGCUCUACUUAAUUUAUCGACAGCAAGAACAAUUCGAGAGAUAAAUAACGAUGAUAAUGACGAUAGUGAAUUUUUGGAUGCUGCUGAUGAACCUCAAGGUAAUCUUUAUAGUCGUAGUCUCAGUGAUACUGCGUUUCAAAUACAUUCCAAAUCGCCAACAAUUAAACGGCGAACGAUUGAGGAUAAUGAUACGGUGCCAUUCAUCAAAAAUAUUCGAACUUGGGGUAGUAGCUGGGGACAUUUAGCAGAAAACGAUGAACAAAAUCGAGCAUGGAGUAAAACAAAAACGGUGGUUCAGAUAAUUCGAAAUUUUUUAAGAGCAAAAUACUGA